CAGUUGGCUAGCGCGUAGGUCUCAUAGCUACUGAGUGAUCCUGAGGUCGAGAGUUCGAGCCUCUCUCACCCCAUUUCUUUUACCUUUUUUUAAUGAACCAAACUCCAUUUGAUCAAAAAAAAAAAAAACAAGCUUUUUCUUCUUCAAUUCGUUUCUCUCUACACUGAGCGAUUUGACCUAAAAUCAGAUCUUUAUCAUUCGAUUUUUCCUCAGGUGAAAAAUAGCGUGAAUUUUUUAUUGUUAGCGCGUUCGAUUAUAGAUGUUUAUGAGUUGGGAACACUUGCUGAUUCGGUUUUAGAUGCAUAUUUGGAUAAAGGGUGACCGCUAGAUUCACUCAUUUAGGUUCAAAGCUGUGAAAGAGUGAGUCUUUAGCUGAUUUAGGAUGAUCUUCGGAUCCUGUUUGUGUUGCCUAGUCUGUUCCUCAGCUUAAGUUUCAGUCUUUCAGACAUUGUGGUUUUAGAUCAGAAUUUUGUGAGAUGGAUAGGUCUUGGUAUAGUGAUCAGUUAGGUGUGAAUAAGUUUGGGAAGAACAUAAAGAAGAAGAGUCCUUUACACCAACCCGACUUCUCAUAUGGUAUUGGUAUCGCUUCGGCAAGGCCUCAACAACCGCAACCACAAGUUUAUAACAUAGUAGGUGAGAAUGACUUCACAAGUUUACCUCAGCCUCCUCAGAAUCCACUAAAGCCUCAGCACAAGAUUAGACCAGCGGCUCUAACACAGACACAUUGGCCCCGUGAUCCACCACCUCGUGUUGUGGCACAACCAACUCAUGAGUUAGUUGCAGUGAGACCACUACCAAUGCAACCUUAUAUGCAUCAGGGUUCACAACCAAUGACGGGUCAUGGAGAACAAUUGUUGUCCAAUACAGCUGAGUCCUCUGUCUCAGUGUAUAUGCGUUGUCUUCAAAGCUCACUAGCAGAUUCAGGACCUAAUGGAAACCAAUUGCAGUCAUCUAAUGAGUAUCAACCGCACGAACCACCACAAACGCAUAAUCAUCAUUGGCCACGGUUCAGUGGUGCUGCACGCGACAAGCCCAUUUUGCCUACUCCUCCUAGGUUCAACAGUCCGCCACAACAGAUUUAUAAUAAUAGUCUUCACACUCCAAGUCCAAGAUUCAACGGUCGAGGGAUAUUACCCACUCCUACUAGAGGCUCAACAUUCUCAUCCAUGGCUCAACCUGGAAUUCUUGGUCCGGGCUGUAUUUCUCAGCAUCCUACAUCUUCUGGUCUUGUGUUCCCAUCAUCACCGUAUGGGCUUUUCCCGAACUCUACUCCAAGAUAUAGGUUGACAGUUUCUUCUUUGCUAGAAAAAGUUAUGUAUCAGCAGCGACCACGAAAUGAUUACUCGAGAGUGAACAACAUGCGGAAGAGUAACUUCGACCUACUACACGCUGUUCAUCAGCCACCGUUCAUCAUGCGGAAGAGUAACGCCGUUCAUCAGCCACCGCAACCACAACCUCAGACACAAGUGUACAUCAUAGACAAGAACGACUUCAAGAGCCUUGUUCAGAAACUAACGAGUUCAGAAUCAUGUGAGCGUUUACCUCAACACCAUCAGAAGAUUAUACCAGAGCCGAUAAACCGGACCUCAUCGGCUCCUCCAAGUGCAAUGUCGGCGGCUCAAGAGGAUCCUGAUGUCUCAUUGUAUAUGCGUUAUCUUCAAAGCUGCUUACUCGAAGAAUCAUCAGGAUCUAAUAUUAUUGGAGACCAAUUCCAACAACCAUUUGAUGAUGAUAAGUAUGAAUCUCACAUGCUGGUUCAAUCUCCUACGCAAUCAAUGCCACAGUGCAAUGGUUUUGAACCGGUCAUCAUACCUAAUAGUAGUAAUACUUUCCCCUCUUCCUGGUUCAGUGGCUCGCCCCAACAUAUGCAGCAUGAUGCUUCCUUACUACAAUCAACAGGAGUUGAUUAUCCACAACCACUAAACUUCACAUUUUCGUCUAUGACUCAACCUGGAGGCUUUGGUCCGGACCUAGACUGCAUUAGUCUUGAUGAGAUUUUUGAUGUCCCAUACGAAAUAAAUUCAUAAUUUAUUUUCCCAAUCGUGAAUAAUAAAUUUAAAAUAUUACUCUAAUGUUUUCCUUAUUUUCAAUAUCAUAGAAAUGUUAAUAA
Molecule: messenger RNA, 2110 nt
Organism: Camelina sativa (false flax)
Lineage: Eukaryota; Viridiplantae; Streptophyta; Magnoliopsida; Brassicales; Brassicaceae
Source: RefSeq, a predicted model, not a curated record